AAGGACAUCCAAGAAGAGUAUAAUAGUAUAAUAGUACUCCGUAUAUAGCUAGGAGAGGAAUAAAUAUUUUGGAAGGUAGAUUGGUGAAACUAACUAUUUAAAGGAACACAAACCUUAUUAAACCCUAAACUAUCUACAGGAAGGAACAAACGCACGAUUAAUUGGCAGAAUUGCAUGGAUAUGGCUACGGAACCAAGUAAAGACGAAUCUCUUGGCACACCUCCAAAGAAUCAAACUGGGCCAAAAGUGUCAGAUCAACUUGCGUGGCUGCUUGUGUAUGGAAGCUCAAUGUUGGUGACUGCUUUUGUCUGUUGUUAUGAACCUGAUGAGAGGAAAUUUGACCCUAUCAUACCAUUGUUCGUAGAGGCCUUAGAACCCAUCAAGUGUCUCCUCGCAAUGUAUUUGGCCACUGGCCCACCAAAAGAAUACAAAUGGAUGGGAAGGAAAAUGAGAUGCGCGACUGAUAUUCUCCCCGUGGGCUUUGCCAUGGCUCUGGGCUAUAUUUAUCCGCAUCACAUGGAAUGCGUCUUCAUUUUGACCUGUUGGACCGUGCAAUGCUACAUAUUUGGUAUAUGGUGGGGUGUAUAUAACAUCAUCAGUGCUUGGAAUAUCUUAGUGACAAUGCCUGUGCAACUUUUCUCCUACUGGUUCGUGGCCACCAAGAUUGCCAACACAGAUCAUCCACUUGUGUUCUCUGCAAUGGCACUUGGAUUAUGGGCCGCUAUUUCUAUUUAUCGUACUUGUUGCUCUUCUCCUCGCCGUGUUCCUCUAAUUUGUGAAGAAUAUGCCGUGUUACCUGAUCAUUGACUCCUCAGCUUUUAUUAUAUUUCUCUGGUCUCAAAAUAGAGUUUUUGUUUGCAUUUCUUUUUUAAGUUUGAAGGUGAAGACAGUUGAAGAGAAUGAAGGAAGUGUGAUUGUUGAUAUUAUAUACAUAUAUGAUAUAUGGAGUCAGUGGACUAGCAGUGAUUGAUAAUUUGAAAACUUGAAAUUAAAAAUAAAAAAAUCAAUAAAUCACCGAUGUCCGAUGGUAAUGCAAUCCUCAUCUGAAGUCGGCUGGAGUGCGGGACUUAAUACAUCCAAAAUACAUAUCGAAAACAAAGGUGUCGGCGGGAGUGGUUUCUGCUUCGCGUUGGCCGGCAUCGCUGCACCACCGGCGUUAAAUUAACAAGACGAUGGAUGAUAGAAUUGGGGUGACGGCUAGGGUUCAAGACUUAGUGUCGGAACCACCUCCAUCAUCCUCGAACUCUCCUUUCUCUCACUCCCUGGGCAUUUUCGGAUAAAAUAUUAGCUCUUCCCCUUCUGAUUUCAUGCUCUCUUGCGUCAAGAAGAAAGAGAAGAGAAUGAAUGGAUAACAAAUGAAUGGCUUAGGUAAGGCCAGAGGGUGAGAUUUC
Messenger RNA from Cuscuta campestris, 1391 nucleotides. Lineage: Eukaryota; Viridiplantae; Streptophyta; Magnoliopsida; Solanales; Convolvulaceae. The record is from the annotation of a GenBank genome assembly.